Molecule: messenger RNA, 979 nt
Organism: Antrostomus carolinensis (chuck-will's-widow)
Lineage: Eukaryota; Metazoa; Chordata; Aves; Caprimulgiformes; Caprimulgidae
Product: receptor-type tyrosine-protein phosphatase zeta-like
Exons: 9
Cellular component (GO): plasma membrane
Molecular function (GO): zinc ion binding; carbonate dehydratase activity
Source: RefSeq, a predicted model, not a curated record
AUGGGAGCAUUUGCCACCAUUAUUCCUGACCUCAUGGGCCUUGGGCAAUGGGUUAAAGAAGCAGAAACAAAGCACAUUGACUUGAAAAUGUGGUCCAAAGACAAUGCUGAUUUGGUGUAUGGAUACUAUAGGCAACAGCGGAAACUGAUUGAAGAGAUUGAUUGGUCAUAUACAGGAACUUUGAACCAAAAGAACUGGGGAAAGAAAUAUUCAGCCUGCAAUGGUGCCAAACAAUCUCCUAUUAAUAUAGAUGAAGAUCUCACUCAAGUAAAUGUGAAUCUGAAGAAACUUAAAUUUCAUGGAUGGGAAAAGGAAACUUUGGAAGAUACUUUCAUUCGCAACACUGGCAAAACAGUGGAAAUUAAUCUGACAAAUGAUUAUUAUGUAAGUGGAGGUGGCUUAGACACUAUAUUCAAAGCAAGCAAGAUCACUUUUCACUGGGGAAAAUGCAACGUGUCAUCAGAUGGAUCAGAACAUAGUUUAGAAGGGCAAAAAUUUCCUCUUGAGAUGCAAAUCUACUGCUAUGAUGCAGAUCAGUUUACAAAUUUCGAAGAUGCAAUUAAAGGAAAUGGAAAGUUAAGAGCUUUAUCAAUUUUGUUUGAGAUUGGACUAGAAGAUAAUCCAGAUUAUAAUCCAAUCAUUAAUGGAGUAGAUAGUGUUAGUCGUUUUGGAAAACAGGCUGCCUUAGAACCAUUUAUUUUGCUGAACCUUUUGCCGAAUGCAACAGACAAAUACUACACUUACAAUGGGUCUUUAUCAACUCCUCCCUGCUCUGAAACGGUUGAAUGGAUUGUGUUUAAAGACACCAUUAGUAUUUCUGAAGACCAGUUAGCUGUAUUCUGUGAAGUCCUCACAAUGCAGCAGUCUGGCUAUGUUAUGCUGAUGGACUACCUGCAAAACAACUUUCGAGAGCAGCAAUAUAAGUUCUUUGGGCAAGUGUUUUCCUCUUACACUGGGCAAGAAGAAAUUCAUGAAGCAG